AUGGUGACGUCACAGAUCGGCCGUGAAAUGGGAAGUCGAGCGAGCGCUGGUGAGUUCAACAAACCAAUAAAAACCUUCCGAAAUCUGCCUUCAACAGGGAACAAGAAACAAAUUCCAGUGAGGCCGACAGAGAAGAUGAGUGGUAACAUCCCUCUUUCACGCUCGGAGGUUUUCGGGGAGCUGAGGAAGGAGCUCCACGAUGACACAGAGUUCCACCAGUCUGACGCCCACAUCUUCAUCAUCAUGGGAGCUUCUGGAGAUUUGGCAAAGAAGAAGAUUUACCCAACGCUCUGGUGGCUGUUCAGAGAUGGUCUUCUGCCAGAGCAAACACAUUUUGUGGGUUUUGCUCGCUCCCAGUUGUCUGUGGAUGCCAUCAGAACGGCCUGUAUGCCUUAUCUCAAGGUGACCGACACAGAGGCAGAGAGACUGGACGCGUUUUUCAAAAGGAACACGUACAUCAGUGGGAAAUACGCAGAGGAAAGUUCCUUCUCCGCUCUGAACACUCACCUGCUGUCGCUGCCCGGAGGAGCCGAGGCCAACCGCCUGUUCUACCUGGCCCUUCCCCCGUCUGUCUACCACGACGUCACCAGGAACAUCAGUCUGCAGUGUAUGAGCACAAAAGGCUGGAACCGGAUCAUUGUGGAGAAGCCGUUUGGACGCGACCUGCAGAGUUCAGAGGAGCUGUCCGCGCACCUGUCCUCCCUGUUCACAGAGGAGCAGAUCUACCGCAUCGACCACUAUCUGGGCAAAGAAAUGGUGCAAAACCUCAUGGUGCUUAGGUUUGGAAACCGAAUCUUUGGUCCGAUCUGGAACCGGGACAGUAUCGCCUGUGUGGUCCUCACCUUCAAAGAGCCUUUUGGGACUCAAGGCCGAGGAGGAUACUUCGAUGAUUUUGGCAUCAUUAGGGACGUGAUGCAGAACCAUUUGCUUCAGAUUCUCAGUCUAGUUGCCAUGGAGAAGCCUGCCACCACCAGCUCCGACGAUGUUCGGGACGAAAAGGUGAAAGUGCUGAAGUGCAUUGCCCCCGUGAGCAUGUCGGACGUGGUGCUGGGGCAGUACGUGGGGGACCCCGACGGAGAGGGAGACGCUAAGCUUGGUUACCUUGACGACACGACUGUUCCCAAAGGGUCCACUCAGGCCACCUUUGCCACAGCUGUGCUUUAUGUGCACAACGAACGCUGGGACGGCGUCCCGUUCAUCCUGCGCUGUGGAAAAGCUCUGAACGAGAGGAAGGCCGAGGUGCGGCUGCAGUUCACCGAUGUACCAGGGGACAUUUUUAACAACCAGUGCCACAGGAACGAGCUGGUGGUCCGCGUGCAGCCCAACGAGGCCGUCUACGCCAAGAUGAUGAGCAAAAAGCCUGGAGGUUACUUCCACCCAGAGGAGACGGAGCUGGACCUGACCUACAAGAGCAGAUACAAGGAUGUGAAGCUUCCUGAUGCUUAUGAACGCCUCAUUCUUGACGUUUUCUGUGGAAGUCAGAUGCACUUUGUCCGAAGUGACGAACUAAGGGAAGCAUGGAGGAUUUUCACGCCUCUUCUCCAUCACAUUGAAAAAGAGAAGCCCAAGCCCAUUCCAUACAAAUACGGAAGCCGGGGUCCAGCAGAAGCAGACGAACUGUCAAAAAGAGUAGGCUUUCGUUAUGAAGGAACUUAUAAAUGGGUGAAUCCACACAAGCUGUAG
Molecule: messenger RNA, 1683 nt
Organism: Knipowitschia caucasica
Lineage: Eukaryota; Metazoa; Chordata; Actinopteri; Gobiiformes; Gobiidae
Source: the annotation of a GenBank genome assembly